Orbicella faveolata is the source of this 4628-nucleotide messenger RNA. RefSeq lists its product as uncharacterized. The record is from RefSeq and is a predicted model, not a curated record. Gene Ontology annotation, cellular component: extracellular region. Gene Ontology annotation, molecular function: peptidase inhibitor activity; extracellular matrix structural constituent conferring tensile strength. Gene Ontology annotation, biological process: extracellular matrix organization. Lineage: Eukaryota; Metazoa; Cnidaria; Anthozoa; Scleractinia; Merulinidae.
UUAAUUUUUCAUGCUAUAGUCUAAACUGUCUUAACUAAAUACAAGAUGCCGUUCCCAUGUUUUCUAAGAAAAUAAUACACUAUUAAGGUGUAGAAAAACUGCUAAGUGCACUCGCGUUCGUCCCGUGCGUACACAAGCGUGCAUUAUUACAAUUUUCUUAGAAAAAAAAUUGAACGCCAUCUUCUAUUUGGUAAAAUUCGGUUCCACUCUUCUGUGAUUUAGCGUGCGAAGACUCGCGUCAUCACGCACGCCUGUCAUCCGGCAUCGUGCCAAUCACGAUUAUCGCGCCACGCGCCCACGAAACCGAAACAUUACCAGACGAAUUAGGAAAUUUGAAACCGAUUACCUGAGGUGUCGGAAUAAGGCCAGUCACGGUGUCAUGUGUCGUCACAAAGACAGCUCUUCUGCUCUCACGGUCUCAAUCUGUGGUUCCAGUUUGAGUUCAGCCGUGAAUGAGGAAUGCUUUGUGAAAUACCCUGAUCAUAUCGCUUGGCCUUCCCCAAGCAUCCUAGCAACAUGACGCUCUGGAAGGCUUUGACCUCGGUAUUUAUCUUUGGUCUGAUUAUGGAAGGAUUACACACCCAGAACACUGUGUGUCCUAAAGUGAACAAAUACGGUGCGGAGUGUCCAAUGGAUGUAGACAAUGAGUGCCUGUCAGACCAGGAAUGUUCCGCUGGCCGCAAGUGUUGCCCCUCACCUUUCGACGACGAGGCUUGUCAACUGUUGUGCAUAGAACCUGAACCACAAACCUCCUGUCCUGUUUCCGUGGAUUUUGCCUUCAUUUUGGAUGGCUCAGGAAGCAUCUCCAGAACAAACUGGGGCCGGAUCAAAGAAUUUGUCAAGAGAACCAUCAGCGCCUUUGAUGUUUCCCCUAGUGGAAGCCACUUCGCCCUGCUUGAGUACAGUAGCGAACCCAAAGUGUAUCUCAGAUUUAACGACUUUACUGAUGCACAACUCAAUGCUGUGAAUGUCAAGCGAAAAGUGGAGGAAAUAAUUCAGUCUGGAGGGCAAACAUUCAUUGACAAAGCAUUAAUCUUGGCGUUUCAGGAAAUUUUCACCCCGGAAGCUGGUAUGAGGCCAGGCGUCAAACAGAUGGCCCUGGUGUUAACAGACGGUACUCAAACUCCAGAGCCCAGUCCAAAUGAAGCAGAGGAAAAUCUAAUUCGUGCAGCAGGACUGUUACACGACAAAGGCAUUGAGGUCCUGGCGUUUGGAAUCGGAAAUAACGUUAACCCAUUUCAGCUGUUGAACAUAGCUUCCGACGAAAGUAAUCUGUACGUCGCCGAAGUAUUCGAUCAGAUACUGGAUGUGGUGGGAGACCUUACUACGCGCGAGUGCCUAGCUUGCUCUGAACCUGUUGAUGUCGUAUUUGGAAUUCCAACUUCGCAGACCAUUCGACCCAAUCAGUUUGAGAGCAUCAAAAGUUUUGUGAGCCAGGUUAUCGAAUCAUUCGAUGUGAGUCCCAUGAAGGUACACGUGGGUUUCGUCACUUAUAGUGGAUCUGCAUCGACAACUCUGAAGAUUGAUCGGCUGAGUUCAAAAGAUGUUCUGGAAGACUUCACAAAUAAGUUGACACAGCAAGGCAGGGAAGUUAAUGUGGUUUCUGCAUUGGAUGAAGCUUUUCGCUUCACCUUCAGCAUCUAUGGCGGUGUACGGCAGUCCAAACCCAAAGCAUUUAUACUUAUCGUCCCAGAAGGCUCUGUAAGCAGUCAACAGAAGGUGCUAUCUGCCGCAGCCAGACUGAAGAGCCUGGGAGUGAGGCUGCUUACUGUUGGAGUUGGUGGAAGUAUUAAUCAGAACCUUUACGAGCUCGCCUCAACACAACCGCCGUCAAAGUUCUUUUACAACGUUCCAAAUCCCAAUGAUCUUAGUACAAAGAGUAGAGACGUUGCAGAGGUGAUUUGUAAAGGUAAAGUUGGCAAGUGCCCGCUUCUUCCUCCUCCUCCGCUGAGCUGUCCAGAACGUUCUGAGAACGAAUGUGACGUGGAUGCCGAUUGUAUGCUUGAUGGUGGACAAACGCCAUUGUGUUGUGUAGACAACUGUGGCGGGCGAACGUGUUUCGGUCGAAUCAGUAACUGCUUUGUUCCAGUGGAUAUUGCCAUUGCUGUUGACAACUCAGACUCCCUAACAACCAGCGACUUCGACAACACCAAACGUUUCCUUAAGCAACUUGUCCGACGGUUUCCCAGCCCGGAAAUUCGCUUUUCUUUACUAGAAUACGGUGCUAGUGCCAACGUGCUUACAGACUUUCGCAAGUACCGCGACCAAAUCCAGCUGGAAAUCCUCAUAGAUAACAUGGGGAAACGCGUCGACUCUGAGCGUAGGGUCGACAUUGCACUAGAAACGAUCAAAGAUGAGAUAUUUAGUUUACAAGGUGGAAUGCGACAUGGACACCCUCGAUACCUUUUAUUUGUUAGCUCAGAUGAGUCGACGGCCAAUUUCAGUGUUCUCGAGGGCGCUGGUAAACAGCUACGGGACUUAGGCGUCACCAUUGUUGCCAUAGGAACCAAUCGUGAUGUCCCUGAGGAGUUUAUGCAAAAACUAGCUGGCGAUAGACGUUUUGUCUACAAAGCAGAAGAACCAGGUAAACUAGGCGACUUGGUGUUAAAAGAUCUGUCCCGAAAGAUGUGUUCAGAGAAGCCUGGGAAAUGUCCGCCUGUUGAUGCGCCACCGGACCCACUGUUAUGCCGGGCCGCAGAGCCCGACCCUGAGGAGACGACUCUGUGUGGUCUGUCUGCAAACGGAGGUGGCGCCGCUGAGACUUAUGACUGGGACUGUCCCGGGGAGUCCAAGUGCUGUUUGGAUCCGCUGUCAGGCUGUUUUCAAGUCUGCACCGACCCACAGAAUGUUUGUAACAAAGAGUUUGACUUGACAAUAGUAAUGGAGAAUUCAGCGCAGAUCGGUGAAGAACAGUUUAAUGAGGCGAAAGAUUUCGCGAAGCAAUUCGUCGCCGCAUUCGAUAUCCGUGAAGGAGGUACUCACGUGGCUGUUGUGAGCUAUGGAAGUGGUCCUGUGGUCCAUGUGCGUUUUAAUUCCUACAGUGGUCCUGUGCUGAACACAAGAACAAUCACUGACGAUAUCGAUGAAAUCGCUUUUCGGAGUGAAAGUCCUGUGUCAACGAGCAGUGCGCUUACGGAGGUGUUAAAUACGGUUUACGCGGAUGGCAAUGGAGCUAGGAAUGGUACAAAUAAGACAGUUGUUCUAAUAACAUCCGGGAAGUUCUCGGCAUCAGACGCUGUUGGAGACGCGGCCGUCAAUUUAAAAGCCCAGUCAACCGAUCUGUUUGCCGUUACUACCGGUGAAAACCCGGAUGUGGAUACCCUUGUUAAGAUUGUCUCACCACCUGCUGAGAAUAAUGUGUUCAUGGCAACCUCUUCCGGGGAGUUACAACCACUCCUACGAGCGCUCACGGAUACAGUGUGUAAAGGAGCUGAAAAAAUGACAACGAUUGUAGGCCCUCCUGGUGAUCCGGGUGAACCCGGCCCCCCGGGUUCUGAAGGUCCCCCCGGACCGAGAGGGAAUCCAGGAGAAAAAGGAGAACCGGGAGAAUCCGGCGAUCCAGGACCUCCCGGGACCCCGGGACCACCAGGACCUCCGGGUGGAGGGGGAUUUGGAGGCCCACCCGGGCCCCCAGGGGAGAAGGGACCUUCUAAUAUUAUGUCUAGUGAAAAGGGUCCUGUUGUUGCCCCGAUGAUUACCACUGGAGUGGCGCAAGCCAGACAGGGUGACCCAGGACCUCCUGGGAGGCGCGGACCGCCAGGACCACGGGGUUUUCCUGGAAUCCCUGGCAAUAGAGGCGCAGUUGGGAAAAGAGGACCUCGUGGAAACGCUGGUUUCCUAGGCCUUCCCGGUCACCCUGGCAGGCGCGGUUUGGUUGGGGAACCAGGAAAACGAGGAAAUCCCGGCACUCACGGAAAGCAGGGACAAAAGGGCCCGUCUGGUGACUCUGGAGCAGAUGGCCGCCCAGGCCUAAAAGGACCUCGUGGCUAUCGAGGUUCAAUUGGUUCGAUGGGAGACCGGGGCGAGGAAGGAGAAACGGGCGUGCAAGGAUUAGAUGGAUCACCAGGAAUUGAUGGCAAACCGGGAAAACGUGGUCCUCGUGGAUUCCUUGGGAAACCGGGAAACACUGGUACUCCGGGUUCUCCAGGGUCUAAAGGUGUCGAGGGAACGGAAGGUAAUCAGGGCCCAGCCGGUCCGCCCGGAUCACCAGGAGCUCCCGGAUUACCAGGACAGAAAGGACUAAACGGGAGGUCUGGUAACGUUGGAUACAUCGGUUACCAAGGCGAUAGCGGCGACAUGGGGUCCAUGGGUCCUAAAGGAUCGGCGGGAAUGGAUGGAGAGACUGGGGAGACUGGGCCGACUGGAGGAAAGGGUUCCAUCGGUGAUACUGGUCCUGCAGGAGAAAUUGGCGGACAAGGGUCAGGCGGUAAAGCGGUAAGUCUAGACACUUUACUAAUAGAGCUGUGUAACAACGAAAAUUGAUUAAUUUUUCUCCAGAUGUGAUUUCCGUGACGUGUAGCUCCUAUGUAUAAUCGGAACAAUCACGUGACAGUUUAGGACGAGCUUAGUAGAGGAGCGGUAGCCUCAUGGUUAGUGCCCUCGACUCCGGAAUCGAACGGUCCGGGUUC